Molecule: messenger RNA, 1932 nt
Organism: Vitrella brassicaformis
Lineage: Eukaryota; Vitrellaceae
Source: the annotation of a GenBank genome assembly
CAUUAGACGAGGCUGCUGAGCGCCACUCAGCUACAGCAAGAUUGAGACGGUCGAGUCUACUCACACCUGAGGUACACACACGAGGGCACACAGGCAUCCACAUCCACAUCUGUACAGACGCAUACGCACAGAGCACACGUAUGAGCAUUCACUCACUGUGUUGUGCUCUGUGGUGCUGUGUUGUGUUGUGUUGUGUGUGCUGUGUGUGGUUUUGGUGUAGGUGUAGGUGCUGUGCAGUCCUGUCGUGUGGUGGCUGUUGCCAUCGCUUCAGUUACUUUGUUGUGUUGAUCGUUCAUCCCACUCACUCUAUGGACGUCCCGCCUCACCAAGCCAGAACGGCCCCCGAGCUGCCGGCGUGCAGGCUGUUCAAGUCCUCGAAUUCCUCGGAUGGGCGGCCACUCUCAAGCGAGCGAGACACGGGGACAUGGCCUCCGUCUUCUCCGUCUUCAGCAACGGCAGGGAGAAGAUCUGGUCACUUCUCGGCAGGCCCUGCCCUGCCCUGCCUACGUGAGUCGAAACUCGUCCCCGUGGGCCAGCCGGCUCAGCCACGACCCGCCAUUCAAGCACAUGUGGAGCCUUGACAAGCUGUCCAGGAGCGGCGGGCGCCUUCGGCAUCAAACGGAAAGGGCUGGGAGGGCGGGGGAGUAUCAGGCCGGACGAUUAGGUCCCAGGACGGCAGCGAUCAGACGGUCACUCACACCACCCUGACGCACGCACACACAUGUCACCAGGGAGACCAUCACCCGAGUGUCUGUGUGUGUGUGUGUCUGCCUGACUGUGUGCAGAUGCGUACGGUUGUUAGCCUUGAGAAGCCGUUCGUCAUCAAAGUCUCAAGGUCCCCUGCGCCUGACCCACUCUCGGGUUGCGUAUGUCCAAGUCCACGCCCUCGUCUUGGUCGUCGACGGCACAGACGAUGGCACAUGGCUUACAGCUGCCUGUGGUGUUUUUUGUUUGUGUAUGAGUGUCCGCUCGCCUGUUAGUUAAUUUGGUGGUACUGUACUGUACGUGUGUUAAUUGUGAUAUAUAUAUAGGCGUGCAAUUGUGAUGGAUCGUCGUGUGUACGUACACGUGUGUGUACGUAAUCGUGCCUGUCGUACACGUGUGUGUCUCAUUGACGACAUUGAUUGAUUGACGUCACGUGCACUCACUGAUUGGUUCACUGACAAUGAGUGAGUGUGGGUUGAGCGUGUCGUCGCGUGGCGACAGCAGCAGCAGCUGCAGCUCUGUGGUGCGGGUCGUGUCGAGCGAGGCGGAGGGCGGCGGGCAGUUUGUGCGAGUCACUGCCGUGUGGUCCUCACUGCCCGCCUACAAAGUCGGCUCCGCCGGCAACGGGUGAGUGAGUGAACGAAUGAGUGAGCUUUCCUGACUCAUCCAUCCAUUCAUCCAUUCAUUCAUUUAUGGUGUGUGUGUGUGUCUAUGUGUCUGUGAGGUAUGCGACGGCUGCUGUGGUGUUCCUUGACACGCCGGGCGAGCAGACGGCAGCCGUCUUCAGCCACGCCCUCGGCCAUGCACUCGUCAAGGUCACAGAGCUCGUCACGUUCCAAUCGCAGCCGUAAGCCAAUGCCCACACAUGCACUGGGUCGGCAUACUCGCUGACUGGUCGUGUGUGUCUCUGUCUGUCUGUCUGUCUGUCUGCAAUCAAUUAGGUAUGUGUAUGUUGGUGGUGGUUCUGGCAUGAAUGUGACGCUCAACUGCACCCAACAGCCGUCACUCAUCAGUAAGACAGCUCAGCUGGACAGCGGAUGGGAGGCUAAUCUCUGUGUGUGUGUGUGCUCAGGCUUCAUCGAGCAUGCCAAGCGCAAGGCCAGGUGAGUGAGACAUGGAAUGACACACACGCAUCUCUGUCUGUCUCCAUCUGUGUGUGUGGCUUCUUUCCAUUCCAGGUCGUUCAAGGAGCACGUCAAGUCGGGCCGGAUCUACGACUCCAUGUGA